Messenger RNA from Nicrophorus vespilloides, 678 nucleotides. RefSeq names its product MICOS complex subunit Mic10-like. The record is from RefSeq and is a predicted model, not a curated record. The coding region runs from base 98 to 349 and encodes 83 amino acids. Gene Ontology annotation, cellular component: mitochondrion; MICOS complex; mitochondrial inner membrane. Lineage: Eukaryota; Metazoa; Arthropoda; Insecta; Coleoptera; Silphidae. The transcript is spliced from 2 exons.
UUGACAGAUAGGGUGUAGAGCGCGGCACUCUGGCGAAGACCCCGAGGUGCGAAGUAGGCAACAAGAGAGACAGCACUCUCCGUGUACGAGCAAUAAAAUGGCGUCGCCCGUCUACAUCGAGGACGAAAUCGGCAGAAAAUGGGAUCGGUGUCUGACCGAUGGCCUUCUUAAAUUCGGUGGUGGAGUUGUCUUGGGAUCAGUAUUCUCCUUCAUGUUCUUCAAGAAGAAGAGGUGGCCAGUGAUCUUGGCUGGUGGCUUCGGUAUUGGAAUGGCCUAUGCUAACUGUGAGAAGGACUUGAACGCCACAAUAACGUCAUCUGGCGAUUUGGUUCCAGACAGGAAGUGUUAGUCCUUUUAAUUAGCAAAAGAACAAUCUAGUAUAUGUAAUUAAAUAAUGAAUGCGGGGCUCUGAGACAACCAUAUAACAGGAUGCACACACAAAUAGAGAGAUACCAAUGCUGUAACUUGUAAUUGUGGGGGAUGUUCAAAAUUCUUUUCAUUUUGCUGAUUUGUUCAAAUUUAUUGUUUCUUGUUUUGUUUACAUGUGUAUUAUUAUUAUGUGUUUCACCACCAAAAAAGUUAUAUACUACAUAUUUACUGUUUGGAUUUAAUUUCAUCGCGCCUGUGUCAGAUCCCAAAAAUGUGUAUUUAAUAAAAAAAAAAGAACUGUAGGCAAUA